UCAGUUCAGACGUAAUUUACAGCCCGUUCUGAGGUCUGUCUCUCCCCCUCUUCAGUGACAGGCAGAGCAGCAGGCUAGCAAACAGAGCAGCAGAUGCUGUAAAAGGCUCCCGUGUCGAGUGUCCAAUAACCGGACGGGACAGGACGCAUGUUUACAUCCACGCGGCUUUCAGAGGCGGGGAUGUGCGCGCGCCGUUCACUCUGCUGCGGGCGCGUGAGCAGCUCGGGAUAAAACGGGAUCCUCCAGCAAGUGGCCCGCUAAACAUGCAGCGGAAAGUACCGGAUUGUGUUCCUGACAGACGUACCGAGGCAACAAUUCGACAGGAGAGCUUCAGAUGCCAAGAAGCGGAGUGAUUCGCUGCGGAAAAGAGACUCCAUCCAUCCAUCCGUCCAUCCAUCCAUUCAUCCAUCCGUCCAUCAUGAUCGGGAGCCUAUUGAUCAGUGUAUCAUCAUAAGUGCCGAUGCGAGAAUAAUGGACAGUAAAAACCUUGCUACUGCCCCCGUGUGGUGUGGAGGAAUGAAGGACUCUGGAUGAAGGCCAUGGAGCUGAAAGUGUGGGUGGACGGAGUGCAGCGCAUCGUGUGCGGGGUCACAGAGUUCACCACAUGCCAGGAGGUGGUCAUUGCUUUGGCUCAGGCCAUCGGACGCACUGGCAGGUACACCCUGAUCGAAAAAUGGCGUGAAACAGAACGUCACCUGGCCCCCCAUGAGAACCCUGUGGUAUCCCUCAACAAGUGGGGUCAGUAUGCCAGCGACGUCCAGCUCAUCCUCCAACGAACCGGCCCGUCUAUUAGCGAGCGGCCAACAUCUGACGGGCAGGCUCGUGUUCCAGAGCGGGGCUUCUACCGGCAGAGCCUGCCCCCUCUGGCCAAGCUCCGCCCGUCAGGGACUGACCGCUCGCUCAAAAGAAGGGAACCCAAACGCAAAUCUCUGACCUUCACUGGAGGGGCAAAGGGUCUGAGGGACAUAUUUGGGAGGAGCAGAGAUGCUGAAGCCAAACAGACUCAGCAGCGAGGUGUGAGCCUGAAUCUGAACAGGGUUUGUGGUGUUGGAGCAUCAUCUGUACCUGGGAGUCCAGCCAGAGAGCUGGGCCGGCUAGUGCAGCUGCAGAGAGACAAACUCCAAGCCCUAGAGAGCCGUCUGCUGGGCUGCAAGGCUGAGCUGCAAGACUGGGAGGAGGCUGCUGGCGAGACCAGUGAAGAGGCAAAUUUAGAGGAAGAGCUGCUGCUUUUAGAGCAGCAGGUGAGGAGGAACGAUGCAGAGAUGGAGGAGGAAGAAUUCUGGCAGAACGAGCUUCAGAUUGAGCAAGAGAGUGAGCGGCAACUCCGGCAGCAGCUAGUGGAGCUGCAGGGUGGCGUACGUGACUGUGAGGCCAAGCUUUCAGAGUACUUAUCACGCAUACAGAUUAUGGAAGCAAGCCUGGAGCAGGAGCGACAGCAGCAGGAGGCUGAGCUCAACCAGAAGGUCAAUGAGGAGGAGGUGCAGGAGCAGCUGGAGAAAAUGAGUGCAGAACUUGAAAAGCAAAGCCAACACACCGCUCUGCUGGAAAGCAGUUGCAAGGCAUUGGAACGUUCACUUGGCCAGUCCAGCAAGAGAUUACAGGAGAAAGAGCAGGAGCUGGAGCAGCUGACGAAAGAGCUCCGACAGGUCAACCUGCAGCAGUUCAUCCAGCAGACCGGCACCAAGGUCACUGUGCUGCCUGCAGGAGAAAACAACAACAACGAAGUUGAAUCUGGCUCACUGAAACGGCUUGGCUCUUCCCGUCUCUUACCCAGCGACCUCCGCGCUCUUCAAAACACCGUCUCCUCCAGCCUGAACCCUGAGGGCAUCUAUGUUUGACUCCAAAAACCUUCAAAAAUUGCUUCUUUGCCCACCACAGAUGUUACCAGGACCUGAAAAUUAACUGCUGAAACAGCAGGAAGAUGUUGCAAAAGACAUCACACAGAGGAUGAAAACCAAUCUGAGAGAAAACUUUACCACAUUUUGCAUCCUCUUCCAUCCUCGAAGACUCAAAGUGAUGUCAGCAUCCAUUUGCAAAUGUACUGUUCAAGUCUACAAAUCUCCAUUUUCAGAGUGAAGAAAGAACUACCAGCCAGCAGAUGUAUUUUUGUUGAUAGACUUUAUUUUUAUGUUGUGAAUCAUCAUUCAAGGAAUCAAAAUGUCGACAUUUGUAAAUGUACUCCAUUGCACGAGCAUGCACAAACACAGACACCACACCUGUGCUAUAAGCAUUGCCAUAUCUGAUUGCCUUACUCUGGUGUUGUAAAGCCAGGUGUCAAUAAUGUUAAAAAGAACUCAAGGAAGAUACUGAACUAUGCGCCAUAUUAGAUAGAUGGAAUACUUCCAAGCACCUAUUCAGGUUGUCAUUGUAACUGAUGUCAGCAUUACUCAGCACUGGCUCCUUUUCUUUCACACAAGGUUUAAUUCAGUUUAUGCUGCCUUCAAAUGGUGAAGUUGAGUAGAGGAGAGACUGUCCUAAAAGUGGUUACUGAAUGGGAACAUUGUUGCUGGACAAGAAGAAGAUGGCUACUCCUGACUUUCUACAUGGAAAUGCUCCUAAUACUUUAUUUAUUUUCUUGUAAACAACACAAGGAGGCGUAAGACAUGAGGGCAAAGAUCAUGUCAUACUGAUGGCAUACUUGUCAUAUCUCCGUAUGGGCCUAUAAAAACUGAAGUCCAUGGGCUCCAUCAUGUCUAAAAAUGUCACAGCUUGUGACACUGAUGAUUUCAGAAAGUUAAGCUGCGUAUCAGAAAAAGGGGACGUUCAAAGGGUCACGUCUUGUGAACAGGACCUCAUUUGAAGGCAUUGUUAAUCCUACUUGAGAGAUAUGGGCUUUUUGUGUUGUUCAAAAAUUGGUUAAGGAAAUGAUUAUGAAGAAAUGAAAGAUAAAUGGAGCAGCUUGAGAAAAAUGACAUUUUCUUUGAAUAUUUGUGGUUAAUUUUAUUUUUUUUCUGAUGAAGAGCAAUCAGUUUUGUCUUUGUUUUAUCUGAUAACUUCCCUAAAACCACAUCCAGCCUAGAAGGCAUGCCAACAGUAACGUUUUAUUCUCAAUCUGACCACUAGGUGGCAGCAAAUCCUAUAUUAUCCAGAAAGUUAACUUUGUGAAAGUUACUCCUGCCUUGUUUUAUCUCUCUUCAUGGCUGAAAUAUGUCUUUGCAUAUGAUUUUGUAACAAUGCCUCCAAAAAAGGGGACUUGACUUUUUAAUCCGAGGUUCCGCUGAGAUUGUAGGCCUGACAUGUUUCACUGUCUUCAUCCAUCAUCUUUUUGAUAUAACAAACUGAAGAUGUCUCAUAUGAACCAAAGCUAGUGUUAAAAAUAUACAUAGUGAGAUGAAUGUACCUUUCAUGUGUUUCCAGCUCACACCCAUGAACUAAAAUGGUAAUCAUGAAUGUUGAGAUGGUUUAAGAUGGAACAGGAAGUUUCAUAUGAAAGGAUAAAAUGUGACAAAGAGGGAGUUAAAGGCAAAUAUAAGACACCUUUUUCUUCACAGUUUAUAUUUUUUUACUACGAUUCCACAAGUAUUUGGAUAUUGUGUUUAGUCAAACUAGGAUUUGCAGCCUUUUUUUUUAACCAUAUCUAACCAUAGCCGGUUGUUAAAAUGAUUGAUCCUAAAAUUCAACUCAAUUUUAGGAGCAAUUUCUGCUUUGACACCAGAAAACUUUUGAAUACAGAUGAAGAAUUGGUGUAAUUUUAAACACCUCUGUGCUUUUAUUUACUAUUAUCUCUUUUGUGUUUCAUGGCUGUAUUCAGAACUGCCUAAUACACACUAUUGUGAAAUAGUAGUAUACAGUAUGACUGCUCCUGUAUGGAAGUAAAGAAGUAAUGGCCAACAGCCAUUUCAGACUGGGUGUGGCGACUACAGAACAGUUGGGUCACAGCUUGAUUUUCAUUUCAGCAUCCAUUACAAUGCAUUAACAAGUCAAGGCUUUCAGACUGCCCAAGUGAGCACCCCGCCUCUCAUGAGAUCCAAGUGGGGUCUGGCUGCAGACCACGAAUCUCAGACGCCCUCUCGCAUGCCACCACUGUGAGAUGCUGCAUCUGUCAGAACAGAGAGGAUGUAAUUUGUUGGUACUAUGUUUUAGAGUUUUUCAAAAUUCUACUUCAUCCAUUAACAAAGCCUGACAUUCAUGUAACAACCACAUCACAAACAUUACAGGCUAAGCAACCUUUCAUAAAUAAAAUAAAAGCUAAUCUGGUCUGGUCUAAUCUGGGAUUAAAUAAAGUAGACCCGUUUUAGUAGUUACACAAAUGAUGACCCACUUAAGCUUCAUUAGCUUUAGCUAAAGCUAACAUAGCUUUGCCAGGUAUGUAGUUUACGUUACUAUGUAAGCCAGUGAAGCUUCUUCUAAAGCUAACGACGCUAAAGCAAGCCAGAUUUGCAUACACAUAAACAGGUCUAGCUUUAGCAAACAUCGCAUAAUCUGACAGUUUAUGUAACUAAGUUACCAAUUUAGUUUACGUAGCUUCUCAGCUUUACAUUUAGCCUUUUAGCUAUGUAAUCUACGUAGCUUACGUAGCUUCAUUAGUGUUAGAUUGAGCUACCUUAUUUAUGUAGCUACAUUAUCUACAUAGCUAACACAGCUUUGUUAAUUUUAGCCUUAGCUACAUUAGCUAUAUUAGAGUGUUCUGAUGGAGGACAACCUUUUUUCCUGUAAGCAGAAUGUUUACUCAGCUUUGUUAAAUGUUUUGUAAGUAGGUUCUUCAGGUGAGGGUUUUGACAGUUAACUUUUGGUAUCCUAAUACUUACUGAAGCCGUAACCCAAACCCUAGCAGGAGGUAUUUUCCGAUUUUAUUUUGAAAUUUUUAGCAUCUAUUUUGGUUCUGACAAAUGCAGCUUCUCCAGUAAAGGUGUGCAAGUUUUCUGCAGCCAGACUGUCUUGGAGAAUCUGAGAAAAUCCUUUUUCAGAGCAACAUGAAAAAGUGACGACCUUAAUGAAGCCACAAGCCAAGGAGUCUGAUGAAGAUGUUCUGUAUUUUUUCCACCCCUUCACCUAGGUAGAAUGUGUCAUGGUGGAUCAAAAAUUGUCAGAUUACAUUUCUGGUUUGUACUUUAAAAAGUAAAAGCCUCGGAUAGAAUGCUUUUAUUCUGAAAUUUUCCAGGCACAGUUAGGCUAUACGAUGACUCAAGUUACUUAUAUAGUGGUUUAUUCACUAUUAGGGAGACACAUCCUACAUGUCUGGACACCACAGCGUCACGCUGCAAACACACACCCAGUCUGAAAUGGAAGUCACACUGCUACAGUGUGGCAUCCAUGCAUGAUCUGUCAAUAGCUUACAAGUCAUUCAUUUGGAUUUUCAUGUUUUUUUUCAAAGAGUUAAACACUUACAUGUUCAACCUUUUAACAACUCAGAUAAAGUAAAUUCACUGGCAUAUUACGUGUCACUACACUAUAAAUGUAAAUAUAACAGAGUAAAAGCUAAUGCUAAUAAUGAUAAUACUGUUGUUAUGUGUACACACUUACUGCCUGGCAUUUCAACUCCUGACCAGUUGGCACUUUGAAUUUUGGCAAACAGGUAGAUUGGCCCUGUGCAUACUGGAGAUUGUUUUGGGGUAUUUUUGGCAAACUGUGGAUCUCACAUUUUUUCCCAUUCUGCAAACAGAAGAUGGCAUUUUGGCCAAAUUAGUACAUACUUCUAGCAUAGGAGGCAAUUUUGAAUACAGUCACAUUGUACCAAUCACUCCACAUUAUUUACUAUAGCUGCAGUUACUCUCAGUCUCCUGUGUGGAACAAUAAGUGUUAAGUGUGUUGAUUCUGGCACCAUAAAGAGUUAUUUUCAGUCUGUUCCAUAACUGAAAACUCCUUAUUAGAGCUUUAAAGAGUCAAUUACUACAUGAUUUGUGAAGAAAUCAGAAUGUGUAAUUAUAAGAAGUCUUACACUUACAUCAGUUUAAAUAAUGCUUUGGCCAACAUUAAAAUACACCAGUAUUUUCAUUCAAUCACAUUCUGAAUAAAAUUGUUUUAUCAAGAGGGUACUUUAACUUUUUAUACCUGUUUUUUUCCCUCAAGUAUUUUUUUUUACUAAGUAUUAAUUAAUUGAUGCAUUUCUACUUAUUUAUUUACUUUAGCACUGUCAUUUCUCCAACUUUGACACUUAUUUUCUUCCGCAUUUGCUAAUUUUGUCCUACUAUUUCUGUUUUCAAAGUAAAGGUGUCACAGGCUGGCUUUUAGACAGUAACAAAAACAGGAGACAGACAGAUGAACCAGAGCUUUUAAAUGAUUGUCAAGGUAACCUUAUUGACCCUUUUUGAGUCCACGGGAAUCAGUACUGUGGGAUCUUUCUUCCAUAUUUGCUCUGCAGUUCAAGGAUGACCAGAGGAAUUCACAUAACUGUGCAAACUAUCAUCAGAUAUGUUUUUGAGACAGAAGUUGCUCUAUAACAGUCAUUUCGACAUCUGGAGUCUUGAUGUUUCUCUGUCUGACUGAGACGUUUGAGUCAUGGCAUGCAUUACUGAUCAUGUAAAUACGGUCUACAUAUCACAUCAGUCUAUGGACGUUAUUUUUUUAAGUAGAUUGGAGCCUGAAAUAUGCAGAGUGCUAGAGAGGAUAGAUUUUAAUGUUGCCGUUCAAUAGGUAGCUCAGUGUGCAUGCAGUAAUGUGUGACUGGUCUUAUUUUGACUCCCAAUUAGAGGCCACUGAGGGUGUGGAGAUUAAUUUUAUUUUGGGUUUGUUGUGUCCCUUUCUGCCUUGUUGACAUUUACACUGAUGGGGAUUUGAGCUUUGGUAAAGAGCAGGCCAACAGGUCAGUGUAUGGCAUUAACAUUUUAGCAAAAGCAGCAUAUCAUUGUCUAGAUGUUUUUUUUUUUUUUUUUAAUUUAAAGCUCCUGUGUGGAACUUUUGGUUUGUGAUGUUUGGCGCCCCCUGUGGACGAAGUAAUGCCUCUUGUUACUUUACUUAUCUUGACCUGCAUGUGUCCUCUUUCUGUGAAUCUCUCCUUCUUAUAAAAUAUGCAGUCCUUUUCUUUAGUGGCGUUUGACACCUACCCCCUGGCAGCAGUUUCAGGGCUUCAGGAAAAGCCUCACAGAAAUAAUCAGUCUGCAUAUGAAGUGGCUUGUUUGUUUUUGUAGGUCAUAAAGGCACAUUAUUAUAAAUUUCAGUCUGAUUCACAGACAGCUGAAACCCUUCACAGGAGCUUUAAGUUUGCUUUGGGCAAUGUACACUUACAGGUCAUUUCAUUAGGUACACCUGUUCAAAGGCUCACUAUCCAGCCAAUCACAUGGCAGCAACCAAUGCAUUUAGGCAUGUAGAAAUGGUCAAGACAAUGUGCUGAAGUUCAAACUGAGCAUCAGAACGGAGAAAAAAGUUGAUUUAAGUGAACUAAUGCUAAUGGACCAGCUGAGUAAGUGUAUCUAAUAAAUUGGUCUUUAAGUGGAUGUUAAAGACAUCCAUGUGGCUUUUAACCUAGCAAAAGUUUACAGACAUUUUUAGCUACAUCUUACUCCUGCUUUUGUCUUUGAGACAUUGCCAAUUUCUGUUGUGCCAUCAAUGACAUUUUUUUUUAACAUACAAAUGCAAUAAUGGAGCAAUUGUGAAAAGAGCCAUGAAGUGGUUUUGAAAGUAAUUUCAGAAAUGUGUGGCUCAGGGAUGUUACAAAAUGGAAUAUUAUCCAGACAAGAAUGGGCUGAAAGUAAUUAUGGAUAAAUGCUGUUCAUGAUGUCUCAAGCCAUUUGACAAGUUAAAUCCUUUAUUUCCUCACACAGGAACUUGAGCGGCUGUUUGACAAGUUUAACAUGUAGCAUUGGCUCUGAAACAACACAACAAGCGUUGAGUGAAGUCAUAAUUUGGCUCUGGGAGAAUUGUAGCUUUUGUCUGAAAAGGAAAGUGUUUCUGUUGGCUCGUGAUCACGCAUUUUUUGCCUUCCAUGGAUAAAGAGAGAAAAUAUUGAAUGGCAAUCCUCAUUAAACUUGUUUACAUGACGUUACACUUCACACAGCCUGCUGGUUAGUACUCUGUGCUAGGCUAACAUCACUGACUUCUAUUAACUCAACACUUAGACGAGAGAAAUGAUUGUGUAUGAAAAUGUUAUGGUUUUGUAUUGUUUACUUACAAAUGUACCUACUUUGUUUUUAGCUUUCAGAAUGUAACAGAUUUUAUUCUUUGAGUCAGCCAUUAUGUAUAAAAGAGGGGAAAAUACCAUCAAAGAGCAAUGUAAAUUAACAAAUAAAUGAAUAAAAUAUAU
Molecule: messenger RNA, 8179 nt
Organism: Cheilinus undulatus (humphead wrasse)
Lineage: Eukaryota; Metazoa; Chordata; Actinopteri; Labriformes; Labridae
Gene: rassf8b
Product: Ras association domain family member 8b
Exons: 10
Coding region: 531-1838 (435 amino acids)
Biological process (GO): signal transduction
Source: RefSeq, a predicted model, not a curated record